CUUUUAAAUUCUGCAAGCUUCCACUACUCUGCAUAUUUUCUCCCCAUCUAUAUAUACUACUCUUUCUUCGGUUUGUGAAAGCCUUUCUUUCCUGUAUCAUAGGAGCACUUCUUUCAUACACCAUAACUCCGUGUAUAAUAGCUAAAAUUUCUUAUUACUUAGUACUAUGGAUUCCCAGUACAAGACUAACAAUGAUGGGGGAGAGAGCCGGUCGAUCGAUGUCAAGGUAGCUAACCCAAAAUCCAUCAGAUCAUCGGACUUCCUUCUUCGUUUUCUGGCCAUAGCGACUACACUCACCGCAGCUAUUGUCAUGGGCGUGGCCAAUGAGACAAAGACCGUUCCCAUCACUCUUUUGCCUGGCGCCGAUCCGAUAUUCAUUGCCGUGCCGGCUAAAAUGCGCUACUCAUCUGCGUUCAUAUACUUCGUGGUGGUGAACGCGAUCGCAUCUGCGUACGCGUUAUUUUCCCUCCUGGCGACGAUGGCGGGUGGCAAGGGAUUAGCACUGUUCAUCAUAGCCCUUGAUCUGAUGAUGGUGGCCCUUCUCUCAUCAGGCAAUGGGGCCGCGGCAGCCAUCGGCGUGCUCGGUUACAAUGGGAAUAAACACGUGCGGUGGAACAAGGUAUGCAACGUGUUCGACAAAUUCUGCCGCCACGUGGCCGGAUCCCUGGUCGUGUCCCUGAUCGGAGCUUUGGCAUUCCUCUUGCUUGUGCUCUGCUCUAUUUUGAAUCUCCACCGUAGAUCUCGGUAGACCAACGUCCUGAUUUUCUUCUUGAUUGUUCUGCUCGUUCUCCGUCCAUGUUUAUCACUUGCGUGUAAGCUGUGUUACUCACGAUGAUUUCGUGCUUUGUAGUGACUGUUCAGUGCUCUA
This is a messenger RNA of Magnolia sinica, 868 nucleotides long. RefSeq names its product CASP-like protein 1E2. Bases 167 to 748 code for a protein of 193 amino acids. The transcript has 2 exons. NCBI's taxonomy places the organism in Eukaryota, Viridiplantae, Streptophyta, Magnoliopsida, Magnoliales, Magnoliaceae. The record is from RefSeq and is a predicted model, not a curated record.